Paramecium tetraurelia is the source of this 935-nucleotide messenger RNA. RefSeq lists its product as uncharacterized. The transcript has 4 exons. The record is from RefSeq and is a predicted model, not a curated record. Lineage: Eukaryota; Ciliophora; Oligohymenophorea; Peniculida; Parameciidae.
AUGUAGUCAGACGUAAUCUUCAGAACGGCCAAAGGUUGGGAUUCUUUCAGUGAUAAGUAUGCAAGAAGAAUUUAAAAAAAUACUUCCGUGUUUUUCAUGACCCUAUUGAACAUGCUACAUUAUGAAGAGGCUAAUAGUAUUUUGGAUGCUGGCUGUGGAGCAGGAUAUUUACAUUAACACAUGUUGAAUUAAAAGAAACCUGAGGCUCAUCUAUAUGGAUUUGAUCUAAGUUCCGAAAUGGUUAGGAGAGCUGGAGCAAGGAUGAAACGUUCCUUAAAUAAAGAAUAAAUUGGAUCUUUAGAUAUAUUAACUCAUGAGGAAGUGGAUUCCGUCAAAUUUGAUGAUGAAAUCUUCAAAAAGAUAAAUUAUCAUUUAUCUGUUGGAAGUGUCGAGGACUUAAGUCAAUACAACAAUGAAAUAUUCGACAUUUAUGUGUGCAAUCUUGUCUAUCAAAUAAUUGGAGAUCAACCUAAAGCAAUGAGCGAAGCAUUCAGAGUGUUGAAACCAGGAGGAAAAGUUGGAAUUACAGUUUGGGGAAAGAAAGAGAAUUGUUCCGCCCUAUGGUUUUUGAAGGAAUUGGCAUUUGAAACUGGAUUAGCACCAGCUGGAAUGCAAGGAGGAAGAUUUGUAUCAGAUCCUGAAGAACUAAUCACAUUAGCUACUAAUGCAGGAUUCAUAAAUCCAAUAUGUUGGUCCUAAAUGACUCCAUUUGAUGUUGUGAGUAUGAAAAAUGUGGAAGAGUUCUUCAAUCCAGAAAUAGAAGGAAUCUUGGCUAAUUCUACAAAAGAACAAAUAGAUAUUUAUUACAAAGCCCUUGAAAAAAUGAUAAACGAUUAUAAGAGAGAGAAGAAACCAUUUCCAUUCGAGUGUUAUUUGUUGGUCGCAGAAAAACCAAUGUGAUCUAAUAAAGACUUAUAACAAUAAUCGUUUAUUAA